AAAACCGUGCAGCAGACGUGGGAGCGCGAUGUGCUGAACCCCGCGAAGGACGUGAUGGUGCUGUACGAGGCCGCGCGAUGCAAGGAGUGCAUCCAGGUGGAGCUGUACUUCUUCUCGUUCGCGGAGGAUUAUGAGGAAGUGGAGGAUCUCGCGUUCUAUCAGGCCUUCGUGGACCGCAACGAGUUCACCCACAAGUCGACGAAGAUCGCCAACUUCCCCGCGAUUCGGUUCUACCCGCGGACGGAGAACGGGGAGAAGAAGACCAAAUGGGUCAAUUUCCACGAGGACAUGACCAUCGAGGGAAUGGAGCGGUUCUUGAGGAAGUACGCCACGGUGGAGCUCCCGGAGCCUGAGGACGACGAGGAUCUGUAAGGAGAGGACGAUUGCGGAAAGAUGGUUGUGGGUUGCUGGUUGCUGGUUGCUGGUU
Messenger RNA from Blastocystis hominis, 427 nucleotides. RefSeq lists its product as hypothetical. The record is from RefSeq and is a predicted model, not a curated record. NCBI's taxonomy places the organism in Eukaryota, Bigyra, Opalinata, Blastocystidae. The coding region runs from base 55 to 372 and encodes 105 amino acids. The transcript is spliced from 2 exons.